AAGCGCUGUGAGAGUCCUGCGGCCGCAACGAGUGGGGACUGAAGAGUGGCGCUUUCGGACCGGGCCUGCCCCCAGCCUGUCGCCUGCUCUCGCGCCUCCCGCAUGGUGCGGGCUGCUAGCUGAGCGGCAGCGGCGGCGGCGAGGCAUGACGGACGCGCCGCUAGGCGUCCAGGCUUCCCGUCGCCGGCACUUCCUCCCGCGGCGCCCGUGCGAGGCCGGCGAGGCCGGAGGGAUGGCGGCCGCGGCCCGGGGAAGCUGCCGCUUCUCGGCGCCCCGGCUGCUUUUGCUCCUGCUGGUUGCGCUGCUCUGGGCUCCGGCAGAGGUCCGGGCCGGCCCGGACGAAGACCUUAGCCACCGGAACAACGACCUACCGGCGCCCGCCCAGCAGCUGCAGGCUCAGCCCGCGGCUGUGCAGGGGCCCGAGCCGGCCCGGGCCGAGAAAGGAUUUACACCAGCCGUCCCAGUUCAUGCCAAUAAAGAAGAUCCAGCUACUCAGACUAAUUUAGGAUUUAUUCAUGCAUUUGUUGCUGCCAUAUCAGUUAUCAUUGUAUCUGAACUGGGUGAUAAGACAUUUUUCAUAGCAGCCAUCAUGGCAAUGCGCUAUAACCGUUUGACUGUAUUGGCUGGUGCUAUGCUUGCCUUGGCCCUCAUGACAUGCUUAUCAGUUUUGUUUGGCUAUGCCACCACAGUCAUCCCCAGAGUGUACACAUACUAUGUUUCAACUGCAUUAUUUGCCAUUUUUGGCAUUAGAAUGCUUCGGGAAGGCUUAAAGAUGAGUCCAGAUGAGGGUCAAGAGGAAUUGGAAGAAGUUCAAGCAGAAUUAAAGAAGAAAGAUGAAGAAUUUCAACGAACCAAACUCCUAAAUGGUCCCGGAGAUGUUGAAGCGGGUACAAGCACAACAAUACCUCAGAAAAAGUGGUUGCAUUUUAUUUCACCCAUUUUUGUUCAAGCUCUUACAUUAACAUUCUUAGCAGAAUGGGGAGAUCGCUCUCAACUCACAACAAUUGUUUUGGCAGCUAGAGAGGAUCCCUAUGGUGUAGCCGUGGGUGGAACAGUGGGGCACUGCUUAUGCACUGGACUGGCAGUAAUUGGAGGAAGAAUGAUAGCACAGAAAAUCUCUGUCAGAACUGUGACAAUCAUAGGAGGCAUCGUUUUUUUGGCGUUUGCAUUUUCUGCACUAUUUAUAAGUCCUGAUUCUGGUUUUUAACAAACUAUUUGUUCAUCGGUAUUUAGUACAAGGUAGUGACUUUUGUCUUGCUAUAUAUAAUGUACACUAUAACUAAAAGUAAUGGAAAAUACUAUAUUUUGUAGCAUUGAUUUGUGAGUUUGACCCACUUAAUGAAAUUACUACAUCCAAAAAAGUCAUGGAUUUUAUACGUAAAAUGGAUUUUUAAAAGAAACCUUUUAAGUAUGGAUUUUCCCCCAACAUAAUGAUGCUCAUUAUGGCUAUGGAACCAUGGUACAUUGGGGUCACUUAAUUUUCUUCUAGCAUGACCCCUUUAUAAGGAGUGUAUGUUUUCUCUUUGGUCACUGAAGUGUUUUAAGAUGCUGACCUCAAAGUUUUCCUUGGGGAAUAGAUUAAUCUGUUUUUUAAAACAUUUCCCUAGGUCAGAAAACAGUAGUUUAAUCUUGAGUCUUUUCACAAUUAGGUUGUUUAAAAAAUUAAAAGUCAAAUAAAUGGUAUUACUAUUAUACCAGUAACACAAUACAAGAACUGUUUGUGAGAUCUGUUCUUCAUUUUUUUAUUGGGUAGGACACCCAAUAUAAAAGCAGUCAAUAUUUGACAACAUGGAAUUACCAAAUUAAAAGAGAAUACUAUGAAUGUAUUCAUAUUUUUUCUAUACUGAAUAAACUGUAACAGAUAAAAUGUAAAUAAAAGUGAUAUGACCAGUG
This is a messenger RNA of Heterocephalus glaber (naked mole-rat), 1893 nucleotides long. RefSeq names its product transmembrane protein 165 (gene Tmem165). Lineage: Eukaryota; Metazoa; Chordata; Mammalia; Rodentia; Bathyergidae. Gene Ontology annotation, cellular component: Golgi apparatus. The record is from RefSeq and is a predicted model, not a curated record. Gene Ontology annotation, molecular function: calcium ion transmembrane transporter activity; manganese ion transmembrane transporter activity. Gene Ontology annotation, biological process: manganese ion transmembrane transport; Golgi calcium ion homeostasis; calcium ion transmembrane transport.